This is a messenger RNA of Aedes aegypti (yellow fever mosquito), 969 nucleotides long. RefSeq names its product alpha-tocopherol transfer protein-like. NCBI's taxonomy places the organism in Eukaryota, Metazoa, Arthropoda, Insecta, Diptera, Culicidae. The transcript is spliced from 3 exons. Bases 62 to 922 code for a protein of 286 amino acids. The record is from RefSeq and is a predicted model, not a curated record. Gene Ontology annotation, cellular component: membrane. Gene Ontology annotation, molecular function: phosphatidylinositol bisphosphate binding.
CAAGCCCAUGGAUUCCAGCUAGGAAAGGAUUCAGUCCGUUCAGUAGCUCCCACCAACGAAGAUGUCCGCUCCAUUCGAUCUAGAAACCGGCCCACCAAGUGCUGAACUCUUGGAAGUUGCUCGUAAGGAGCUCCGUGAGACUCCGGAAGUUCGCGCUGCAGCCAUCGAAGAACUGCGCAAAUUGCUGCAGGCUUCGAGCGAUUUGAGUUUCCCCGAUGACGAUGAUUUCCUCCUGUUCUAUCUGAGACCGACUCACUUCUACCCGGAGAGUGCUAUCAAAUUGAUGCGCAAUGUCGCCGAGUUCCAAAAAGCUCACCAUGACCUGUUGCAUAAUCUGAUGCCUGCGGACCUCAAGAACGAGAUCACCAACUACAAUUUGGUGACGGUGCUGACGAACCGUGACCAACUGGGUCGUCGGAUGGUCGUAGUUCGAAUGGGUGAGGUCUGGGACCCGAAGGCCGUCCAUGAAGAUAAGAUCUUUGCCAUUCUAUACACGAUCCACAAGCUGGCGAUCAUGGAACCGGCCACGCAGAUCAAUGGAAUUGUGGUCAUCUACGACUUUGCCGGACUUGGCAUGAAGCAGAUCAAGGGUAUGUCCCCGAGUGCUUCGAAGCGUUUGCUGAGCUUCAUUCAGGAGGCUGCUCCUUUGAGGAUGAAGGCAGUCCAUUUCGUCAACGAGCCGAUGCUGUUCAACAUGGUCUGGGCGCUGAUGAAGCCUUUCGUUAAGGAGAAGCUGAAGAACAGGAUGUUCUUCCACGGUGAGGACAGAAAGAAACUGUUCAAGCACAUCGACCCUGCGUACCUGCCUGCCAACUAUGGAGGAACCUUGCCGGAAUUGAAUUACGAGUCAAAGGAUUGGUAUCCUGCAAUGGAAAAGUAUACAGACUUUAUCAAGAAGUUCAACUCCGCUGGAUUUAAAUGAACCAUGACGUAUUAGAAUAAAUCAAAGAAAUGUAUUGAAGCAAUUUA